Camelina sativa (false flax) is the source of this 1271-nucleotide messenger RNA. NCBI's taxonomy places the organism in Eukaryota, Viridiplantae, Streptophyta, Magnoliopsida, Brassicales, Brassicaceae. The record is from RefSeq and is a predicted model, not a curated record.
AACCGGGACAAAGGUCGGCCGUAUAAUAAGUCUAUAAGACAUAAAUGCAUUCUCCGGUUUAAGUCAAAAACUGUAUGAUAACGACACAAUCCUUCUCCGGUUUAGCUCAGCUUUGACCUAAACCCCCCCCUCCAUGACGUCAUCACAGUUGACAAUUUCAAUCUAGUUCUUCUUUUGUCUUCACUUUCUCAGAAAUUUCAGACACAGCACAUAUAAAACCAAGAGAAUUCUCUGUUUAGCAUUUUUACAAAUAAAUGGAAAAAGGUUCCAACAGCAACAAGUCCACAAAGUUCUCGAAGAUGCUUCAAAGAGCUUUAUCAAUCGGUCACAGUGCGGCACCGUUUAGUCCAGGAAGAGAUUUUCAUCAGCACCGUAUGACCUCGACGGUGAACAGAGGAAUUUUCUUCUCCAGUCCGUUGGUUCCCACGGCGGCUAGAGUUAGGAGAAGAACCAAAAACGAAUCCGUUUUUGCGGAACCCACUUCGCCUAAAGUCUCCUGCAUCGGCCAGGUCAAACUCAAUAAGCCCAAAUGUUCAUCGGAGAAGAGAAACAAAGAACCUAAUAACAAUCUCAAAACGGCGUCGUCUUUGUCUUCUUGUGUCACUAUUAAAGAAGAAGACAAAGGAAACUUUUCGAAACUAAAACGUCUCUUCUCUACGAAAAGCUUUUUGUGGAGAAAAUCCAACUCCAACUCCACCCCCACCGCCUUCGCCACGACGAGUGAAUAUCCGGCUGCGGCGGUCGAACCGGUCCCGGCGGUGGAUGCGCCUUCGUUAGGUAAAAUGAAGAAAUUCUCGAGCAGUAGAGGAGCUCUCGGCGGAUUCGAUUGGACGGCGGAGAUGAAACGUCAAGAAUCUCAAUCGAAUCUCACGAUUCCAUGCUCUGUGAGUAUGCCUCUGACUCCGUUAGAGGGUUUGAGUCUGUGUCCGAAACCCAAGAGUGAAGUUAAUCUGUGGAAGAGAAGAACCAUGGAUCGACCAAAAGCACUUCAAGUUAACUAAAAGCUAUUUUUUCUUGAAUUUUCUUCGUUUGCUUUUUUCUAUGUGUAUAUUUGUUUUUAUGUGUCUGGAAUUUUGUGUCUACCACGAUGAUGAUACUCGUUACGACGUAUACUCAAGUCUGAAUGUUGUGAAUAGACAGAAAACAAAAAGAAAAGAAAUAUUACAACGUGUGUAUAGAUCAACACGAUUUUUGUUUUUGCUUCUCUAGACUUAUUAUUAAUCGCAAUCUUUCUUUUUGCCCAGAUAUGAUAAGGUGAUAUUGGAAAACUA